Molecule: messenger RNA, 444 nt
Organism: Cricetulus griseus (Chinese hamster)
Lineage: Eukaryota; Metazoa; Chordata; Mammalia; Rodentia; Cricetidae
Source: RefSeq, a predicted model, not a curated record
AUGGUGAACUUUACUGCUGAGGAAAAGGGUCUCAUCAAUGGCCUGUGGAGUAAGGUGAAUGUUGAAGACAUUGGUGGCGAAGCCUUGGGAAGACUUCUUGUUGUGUACCCAUGGACCCAGAGAUUCUUUGACAGCUUUGGGAACUUGUCCUCUGCUUCUGCUAUAAUGGGCAACCCGAGGGUCAAAGCCCAUGGCAAGAAGGUGCUGACUUCUCUUGGAGAUGCCAUUAAGAACCUAGACAACCUCAAGGCUGCCUUGGCUAAGCUCAGUGAACUGCACUGUGACAAACUUCAUGUGGAUCCUGAGAACUUCAAGCUCUUGGGUAACGUGCUGGUGAUUGUUUUGGCAAGUCACUUCGGCAAGGAAUUCACGCCCGAGGUGCAGGCUGCCUGGCAGAAGCUGGUGGCUGGGGUGGCCACUGCUCUGUCCCACAAGUACCACUGA